AUGUCGGGGUCCACGCAGCCCGUGGCGCAGACGUGGAGGGCCACGGAGCCCCGCUACCCGCCCCAUGGCAUCUCCUACCCCGUGCAGAUCGCCCGCUCACACACGGACGUGGGGCUGCUGGAGUACCAGCACCACCCCCGGGACUUCGCCGCACACCUGUCGCCCGGCGCCCUCCUGCAGCCCCAGCGGCGGCGGCCCUCCCUGCUGUCCGAGUUCCAGCCCGGGGGCGAGAGGUCCCAGGAACUGCACCUGCGCCCCGAGCCACACUCCUACCUGCCCGAGCUGGGCAAGGCGGACAUGGAGUUCGCCGACAGCAAGCGCCCCCGCCUGGAGCUGCUGCCCGAUGCCCUGCUGCGGCCCGCGCCCCUGCUGGCCCCCAGCCAGCCCGGCGGCGCCGAGGACCUGGCCAAGGAGCGCAGCCUGGCCGGCAAGCUGGAGCCCGUGUCCCCGCCCAGCCCCCCGCGCGCCGACCCCGAGCUGGAGCUGGUGCCCCCGCGGCUGUCCAAGGAGGAGCUGAUCCAGAGCAUGGACCGCGUGGACCGUGAGAUCACCAUGGUGGAGCAGCAGAUCUCCAAGCUGAAGAAGAAGCAGCAACAGCUGGAGGAGGAGGCCGCCAAGCCGCCCGAGCCCGAGAAGCCCGUGUCGCCGCCACCCAUCGAGUCCAAGCACCGCAGCCUGGUGCAGAUCAUCUACGACGAGAACCGGAAGAAGGCCGAGGCUGCACACCGGAUCCUGGAGGGCCUGGGGCCGCAGGUGGAGCUGCCGCUGUACAACCAGCCGUCCGACACCCGGCAGUACCAUGAGAACAUCAAGAUAAACCAGGCGAUGCGGAAAAAGCUGAUCUUGUACUUCAAGAGGAGGAACCACGCCCGGAAGCAAUGGGAGCAGAAGUUCUGCCAGCGCUAUGACCAGCUCAUGGAGGCCUGGGAGAAGAAGGUGGAGCGCAUCGAGAGCAACCCGCGGCGGCGUGCCAAGGAGAGCAAGGUGCGCGAGUACUACGAGAAGCAGUUCCCCGAGAUCCGCAAGCAGCGCGAGCUGCAGGAGCGCAUGCAGAGCAGGGUGGGCCAGCGCGGCGGCGGCGGGCUCGCCAUGGCGGCCGCCCGGAGCGAGCACGAGGUGUCCGAGAUCAUCGACGGCCUCUCGGAGCAGGAGAACCUGGAGAAGCAGAUGCGGCAGCUGGCGGUGAUCCCGCCCAUGCUGUACGACGCCGACCAGCAGCGCAUCAAGUUCAUCAACAUGAACGGGCUCAUGGACGACCCCAUGAAGGUGUACAAGGACCGGCAGGUCAUGAACAUGUGGAGCGAGCAGGAGAAGGAGACCUUCCGCGAGAAGUUCAUGCAGCACCCCAAGAACUUCGGCCUGAUCGCCUCGUUCCUGGAGAGGAAGACCGUGGCCGAGUGCGUGCUCUACUACUACCUGACCAAGAAGAACGAGAACUACAAGAGCCUGGUUCGGCGCAGCUACCGCCGCCGCGGCAAGAGCCAGCAGCAGCAGAUGCCGCGGGGCAGCCAGGAGGAGAAGGAGGAGAAGGAGAAGGAGGCGGAGAAGGAGGAGGAGCGGCCCGACGUGGACGACAAGGAGGAGCUGACCAAGGAGAAGGCGGACGACACCUCCGGGGAGGACAACGAUGAGAAGGAGGCCGUGGCCUCCAGAGGCCGCAAGACGGCCAACAGCCAGGGCCGGCGCAAGGGCCGCAUCACCCGCUCGAUGGCCAGCGAGGCCAACAGCGAGGAGGCCGCCACGCCGCAGCCGAGCGCCGAGCUGGCCUCCAUGGAGAUGAACGAGAGCUCCCGCUGGACGGAGGAGGAGAUGGAGACUGCCAAGAAAGGCCUCCUGGAGCACGGCCGGAACUGGUCGGCCAUCGCCCGCAUGGUGGGCUCCAAGACAGUGAGCCAGUGCAAGAACUUCUACUUCAACUACAAGAAGCGCCACAACCUGGACGAGAUCCUGCAGCAGCACAAGCUCAAGAUGGAGAAGGAGAGGAACGCGCGGCGGAAGAAGAAGAAGGCCCCGGCCGCCGCCAGCGAGGAGGCGGCCUUCCCGCCGGCCGUGGAGGACGAGGAGAUGGAGGCCUCGGGCGCCAGCGGCAACGAGGAGGAGAUGGUGGAGGAGGCGGAAGCCUCCCAGGCCUCCGGCAGCGAGGUGCCCAGAGGGGAGUGCGGCGGCCCAGCCGCCGUCAACAACAGCUCGGACACGGAGAGCGUCCCCUCGCCCCACGCCGAGGCCGCCAAGGACCCGGGGCCCAACGGGCCCAAGCCCCCGCCCGCCCCGGGCCCGGACGCGCCGCCCGCCGAGCCCCCCACCCCGCCGCCCGAGGACGCCCCGGCCCCCGCCGAGCCCGCCCCGGCCCCCGAAGCCGCCGGCCCGCCUACACCCCCCGCGGCCCCCCCGGGGCCCGCGGCGCCCCCUCCCGUGGUCCCCAAGGAGGAGCAGGAGGAGGAGGCCCCGGCGGCGGCCCCGGCGGCGGAGGAGGGGGAGGAGAAGCCCGCCGUGGCCCCGGAGCUGGCCGUGGCCGUGGGCAAGAAGGAGCCGCCGGACGAGGGGCCGCCGGCCCAGCCCAUCAAGACCGAGUGCAAGGAGGAGGCCCUGGAGGAGGCGCCCGACAAAGCCAAGGGCAGCGCGGAGGCCGGCGCCGAGCCCGCGCCCGAGGGGACCGUCAAAGUGGAGAAAAAGGAGGGCGGCAGCAGCUCUGGGGGCAAAGCCCCUUCCACCAAGGGCGCAGGCGCCCCCCAGGACAGUGACUCCAGCGCCACCUGCAGCGCCGACGAGGUGGACGAGCCGGAGGGAGGCGACAAGAACAGGCUGCUGUCGCCGCGCCCCAGCCUCCUCACCCCGACCGGCGACGCCCGGGCGCACGCCUCACCCCAGAAGCCUCUGGACCUGAAGCAGCUGAAGCAGCGGGCGGCCGCCAUCCCCCCCAUCCAGGUCACCAAGGCCCAGGAGCCCGCCAGGGAGGACCCAGCGCCCGCGAAGCCGGCUCCGCCCGCCCAGCCGCCGCCGCACCUGCAGCCCGAGAGCGGCCCCCAGCCGCCCGGCAGCAGCCCGCGGGGCAAGAGCCGGAGCCCCGUCCCGCCGGCCGAGAAGGAGGAGAAGCCCGUGUUCUUCCCGGCCUUCGCCGCCGAGGGCCAGAAGCUGCCCGCCGAGCCCCCGUGCUGGACGCCGGGCCUGCCCUUCGCCGUGCCCCCCCGCGAGGUGAUCAAGGCGUCCCCGCACGCCCCCGAGCCCUCCGCCUUCUCCUACGCCCCGCCCGGUCACCCCCUGGCCCUGGGCCUGCACGACGCCGCCCGGCCCGUCCUGCCGCGCCCGCCCCCCAUCUCCAACCCGCCGCCCCUCAUCUCCUCCACCAAGCACCCCGGCGUGCUGGACCGGCAGGUGGGUGCCGCCGCCCGCGGCCUGUCGGUGCAGCUGCACAUCCCGUACUCGGAGCACGCCAAGGUCCCCGUGGGCCCCCUCGCCAUGGGGCUGGCCCCCGCCCUGGACCCCAAGAAGCUGGCGCCCUUCAGCGGUGUGAAGCAGGAGCAGCUGUCCCCCCGGGGCCAGGCGGGGCCCCCGGAGAGCCUGGGGGUGCCCACGGCCCAGGAGACGUCCGUGCUGCGAGGGACCACCCUGGGCUCGGUGCCGGGAGGGAGCAUCAGCAAGGGCAUGCCCAGCGCCCGGGUGCCCGCCGAGAGCCCCAUCAGCUACCGCGGCUCCAUCACCCACGGCACCCCGGCUGACGUCCUCUACAAGGGCACCAUCACCCGGAUCGUCGGCGAGGACAGCCCCAGCCGCCUGGACCGCGGGCGGGAGGACGGCCUGCCCAAGGGCCAUGUCAUCUACGAGGGCAAGAAGGGCCACGUGCUGUCCUACGAGGGUGGCCUGUCCGUGGCCAAGGAGGACGGCCGGAGCAGCUCGGGGCCCGCCCACGAGACCGCCGCCCCCAAGCGCACCUACGACGUGAUGGAGGGCCGCGUGGGCCGCGCCAUCGCCUCCGCCGGCAUCGAAGGCCUCAUGGGCCGCGCCAUCCCCCCCGAGCGGCACAGCCCCCACCACCUGAAGGAGCAGCACCACACCCGCGGCUCCAUCACCCAAGGGAUCCCGCGCUCCUACGUGGAGGCCCAGGAGGACUACCUGCGGCGCGAGGCCAAGCUGCUGAAGCUGGAGGGCACGCCGCCGCCCCGGGACCCGCUGGGCCCGCUGAAGCCGCAGCCGCACGAGGGGCUGGUGGCCACGGUGAAGGAGGCCGGCCGCUCGGUGCACGAGAUCCCGCGGGAGGAGCUGCGGCGCACGCCCGAGCUGGCCCUGGCGGCGCGGCCGCUCAAGGAGGGCUCCAUCACGCAGGGCACCCCGCUCAAGUACGACGCGGCCCCCUCGGGCGCCAAGAAGCACGACGUGCGCUCCAUCAUCGGCAGCCCCGGCCGCACCUUCCCGGCCGUGCACCCGCUGGACGUGAUGGCGGACGCGCGGGCGCUGGAGCGCGCCUGCUACGAGGAGAGCCUGAAGGGCCGGCCGGGCGCGGGCGCCGGGGGCUCCAUCACGCGGGGCGCCCCGGUCAUCAUGCCCGAGCUGGGCAAGCCCCGCCAGAGCCCCCUGGCCUACGAGGACCCCGCCGCCGCCUUCGCCGGCGCCCUGCCCCGCGGCUCGCCUGGGACCACGCGGGAGCCCACGCCGCGCCUGCAGGAGGGCAGCCACGCGUCCGGCAAGGCGUCCCAGGACCGGAAGCUGACGUCCACGCCGCGCGAGAUCGCCAAGUCCCCGCACAGCGCGGUGCCCGAGCACCACCCGCACCCGCUGUCUCCGUACGAGCACCUGCUCCGCGGCGUGAGCGGCGUGGACCUGUACCGCGGCCACAUACCGCUGGCUUUCGACCCCGCCUCCAUGCCCCGCAGCGCCGCGCUGGACGCAGCGGCCGCCGCCUACUACCUGCCCCGGCACCUGGCCCCGAACCCCACGUACCCGCACCUGUACCCGCCCUACCUCAUCCGCGGCUACCCCGAGACGGCGGCGCUGGAGAACCGGCAGACCAUCAUCAACGACUACAUCACCUCGCAGCAGAUGCACCACGCCGCCUCCGCCAUGGCCCAGCGCGCCGACAUGCUGCGCGGCCUGGCGCCCCGCGAGUCCUCGCUGGCGCUCAGCUACGCCGCCGGCCCGCGAGGCAUCAUCGACCUGUCCCAAGUGCCACACCUGCCCGUGCUGGUGCCCCCAACGCCGGGCACGGCCGCCACCGCCAUGGACCGCCUGGCCUACAUCCCCGCCGCCCAGCACUUCAGCAGCCGGCUCAGCAGCUCCCCACUCUCCCCGGGAGGCCCCACCCCCCUGACAAAGCCCGCGGCCACGUCCUCCGAGCGGGAGCGGGAGCGGGAGCGGGAGCGGGAGCGGGAGAAGCCCGUCCUCGCGGCCAGCGCCACGGUGGAGCACGCACCCAUCUGGAGGCCCGGCACGGAGCAGAGCAGCGGCGGCAGCACGGGCGGCCGCCCGGCCUCGCACCCCCACCAGCACUCGCCCAUCUCGCCGCGGGCGCAGGACGCCGUGCAGCAGCGGCCCAGUGUGCUGCACAACACGGGCCUGAAGGCCGCCGCCGCCGAGCACAGCGCGCCCACGGUCCUGAGGUCCACCUCCACGUCCUCGCCCGUCCGCCCGGCCGCCACAUUCCCGCCCGCCGCCCACUGCCCGCUGGGCAGCGCCCUGGACGGCGUCUACCCCGCCCUGCUGGACCCCGUGCUGCUGCCCAAGGAGGCCCCGCGGGUCAGCCGGCCCGACAGGCCCCGCGCGGACGCCGCGGCCCACGCCUUCCUCGCCAAGCCCCAGGCCCGCGCCGGGCUGGAGCCCGCGGCCUCCCCGGGGAAGGGCGCCGAGCCCCGCGCCCCGGCCGCCGCCGGCCACGCAGCCCUGGCCCGCGCCCCCGCCAAGAGCCUCGCCGCGCACCGCGCCAGCCCGGACCCGCCGGCCGCCGACCCUGCGCGGGAUAAGCCUCACAGUAAACCCUUUUCCGUCCAGGACCUGGAGCUCCGGACUCUGGGUUACCACGGCGGCAGCUACAGCCCUGACGGAGUGGAGCCCGUCAGCCCCGUGGGCUCCCCGAGCCUGAGCCACGACAAGGGGCUCCCCAAGCACCUGGAGGAGCUGGACAAGAGCCACCUGGAGGGGGACCUGCGGCUCAAGCAGCCGGGCUCGGGGAAGCUGGGCGGCGAGGCCACACACCUCCCGCACCUGCGGCCGCUGCCCGAGGGCCAGCCCGCCGCCAGCCCGCUGCUCCAGGCCGCGCCGGGGGUCAAAGGUCACCAGCGGGUGGUCACCCUGGCCCAGCACAUCAGCGAGGUCAUCACGCAGGACUACACGCGGCACCACCCGCAGCAGCUGGGCGCACCCCUCUACUCCUUCCCCGGCGCCACCUGCCCCGUCCUGGACCUCCGCCGCCCGCCCAGCGACCUCUUCCUGCCGCCCCCCGACCACGGCGCCGCCCGCGGCUCCCCGCACAGCGAGGGGGGCAAGAGGACGCCGGAGCCGAGCAAGACGGCCCUGGGCAGCGGCGAGGACGGCAUUGAGCCCGUGUCCCCGCCCGAGGGCCUGGCCGAGCCCGGGCACCCCCGGAGCGCCCUGUACCCCCCGCUGUACCGCGAUGGGGAGCCCGUGGAGUCCAGGAUGGGCUCCAAGUCCCCGGGGAGCACGGGGCAGCCGCCCGCCUUCUUCAGCAAGCUGACCGAGAGCACGUCCGCCAUGGUCAAGUCCAAGAAGCAGGAGAUCAGCAAGAAGCUCGGCGCCCACAGCCGGAAUGAGCCGGAAUGCAAUAUCGGCCAGCCCGGCACCGAGAUCUUCAACAUGCCCGCCAUCACCGGCACAGGCCUCAUGACCUGCCGAAGCCAGGCGCUGCCCGAGCAGGCCAGCACCAACCUGGGGCUGGAGGCCAUAAUUAGAAAGGCGCUCAUGGGUAAAUAUGACCAGUGGGAGGAGCCCCCGCUCGGCGCCAAUGCUUUUAACGCUCUGAACGCCAGUGCCGGCCUGCCCGCUGCUAUGCCCAUAACCGCUGCCGACGGACGGAGCGAACACACACUCACCUCGCCAGGUAGCGGCGGGAAGGCCAAGGUCUCGGGCAGACCCAGCAGCCGGAAAGCCAAGUCCCCGGCCCCGGGCCUGGCCCCCGGGGACCGGCCCCCCUCGGUGUCCUCCGUGCACUCGGAGGGGGACUGCAGCCGCCGGACGCCGCUGACCAGCCGCGUCUGGGAGGACCGGCCCUCAUCCGCAGGCUCCACUCCGUUCCCCUACAACCCGCUGAUCAUGAGGCUGCAGGCGGGCGUCAUGGCCUCCCCGCCGCCGCCCGGCCUGCCCGCGGGCGGGCCCCUGGCCGGCCCCCACCACGCCUGGGACGAGGAGCCCAAGCCGCUGCUCUGCUCGCAGUACGAGACGCUCUCCGACAGCGAGUGA
This is a messenger RNA of Pipistrellus nathusii (Nathusius's pipistrelle), 7404 nucleotides long. Lineage: Eukaryota; Metazoa; Chordata; Mammalia; Chiroptera; Vespertilionidae. The record is from the annotation of a GenBank genome assembly.